GACUGCAUUUUGGCCAAGAAGGCAUUUGCAGCCUAGGGCAACACAAAUGAAGAAGUCGGAAUAUCCAUGCACGACGGUAGCCUACGAAGAAGUCAAAAUUCAUGACGUGGGAUCCGCUUCUGACAUAGCCGCAAGCAGCCAACUUCCUUAGGGGCAUCAGAAGUUGACGUGUAGGACAGAUCUGGACUGUUGUGGCAGAGACAAGGAGCUGCGUCCAUGUGCAGGCAGCUGCUGGAGCUUCGUGUGAUGGUAAUCGGGGGUGUACGCAGUCUCGGAGGGCUCCGGUGGCCAACAAUGUGGUUGGUUGCACGCCACGAGCUGGAACGUCGUUGAAAGAGCUUGCGCAGAUUUUCUCUCAUCUGCGUCUGUUUGAUUGGAUUAUAGAGAAUGAACGAACAAUCAUCGAGGCUCGCUGUGGUUCAGUAAUUGAAACACUUUGUUGGUCGAUCGCUUGAACAUCUAAUUUGGGGGGAAGUGUGGUGUUCGCGAGGAAAGCGAGGUUGGGCUUUGACGAGCUCGGCUUUGCAUCUUGACCUCGAGAAAAUGGCCGGCGCUUUGGGAGGACUGCGAGGGUUUUGGAGCUGGUAUCAAGGGAGCUUGGCGAGGCAACCGGUCCGAACGCAGGUUGUUACUUCAGGGCUUCUGUGGGCAGUGGGCGAUGUCAUGGCUCAAACUAUCGAGAUUAAAACACAGCGGAGUCGACGGGAAAAAUCCCCCGCAGUGCCGCAUGCCGCCGCAACGCCCCCGCCGGAGGGAGAUCUAGGAACUAUUACUACAAAUCAAACCCUGAACCUCAGAAGGGUAGCCACCACCAGUCUCUUUGGAUUUGGCUUCGUCGGACCGGUAGGGCAUUUCUGGUAUGAGGCCUUGGAGCACAUCGUCAAAAGCAAGAUGAGACUUGUUCCCAACUCUUUAGCAUUUGUAGCUACAAAAGUAGUUGUCGACACGCUGUUGUUUGGGCCUAUACACCUGGUGACGUUUUUCACAUACGCUGGGUUGGCUAGUGGUAAACCCUUCGAGCAGGUUAAGAAAGACCUGAAAAGAGACUUUGUACCCACAUUCAUGAUUGAGGGUUCGACUUGGUUCUUUGUGCAGAUAGCAAACUUCCGUUUUGUCCCUGUACAACAUCAACUUUUGUUUGUAAACUUCUUUUGUAUUCUAGACAGUGCAUUCUUGUCGUGGGUUAAGCACCAAGAAGAUGCUCCAUGGAAACGUUAUUUGACAGCACUUGGAUCUUCAAAAAAUGUAAAAGAGCAAUGAUCUGUAGAACAAGAGAGGGCCCUCUGUGACCACAGCUUUUUAGAAUCUCGUUUGUUCCAAACAUUAUUGAGGUUGGUAUGCUCAUCCACCGGAAGCGUGGGCUCCAGGAGCCUAUUCUUUAGCCUCAACUGAUAUGAAAGGACGAAACUUGAAGCAAUUGUAAUCUUUUGUAGUGCACAGGGCUAAUGGCACGGCGAUCAUGAAUCAAGAAUCGGGCAAUCUUUUGAAUUCUUUCCCAAUUAUCUGAAUUCUAUUCCCGGACAUUGUCAAACUCGAGUGU
Marchantia polymorpha subsp. ruderalis is the source of this 1540-nucleotide messenger RNA. NCBI's taxonomy places the organism in Eukaryota, Viridiplantae, Streptophyta, Marchantiopsida, Marchantiales, Marchantiaceae. The record is from the annotation of a GenBank genome assembly.